AUGGACCCCAUCAAGGAUGACUCGGUCGGGGCAAAUAGCGAUGAGAGCAGACUCAUCAGCCUCGGUCACAAACCUGAGCUCAAGCGAACAUAUAAUUUUUGGAGCUGUGAGGCGUUUGUUCUCAAGUCCAUUGAGAAAAUGCUAAUCGGGGUGGAUAGUGAUGGCAUACCAAACUACGAUUUUAUGUUCAUGGAGUUGCAAUAUCGUCAUGUUCUAUUAUAUAUUCACCCUGGGUGGACCAGUAUGUCUGGUGUGGGGGACCGUGGUGGUCACUAUUGGGCAAAUCUUGGUGAUGGCAUCUUUGGCAGAAUACUGUUCCAUCUGGCCAACGGCUGGCGGUCAACAGUUCUAUACUCAGUUGCGCCCGAAAGGUCUCGCCGGUUCCUGUCCUACUUGGUUGGCUGGUGUGUAUUAGUGGGAGAGAUCUCGACAAGCUCCAGUUGUGCCUUGAACAGCGCAGAGAUCGUGGCCGCUUUGGUUGAGAUCAUUCAUCCAGAGGUGCACUGGGAGCGUUAUAUGACCUGGCUCAUCUACACCGGCUUUCUCGUUGCACCGGCACUGUCGAACUUGAUCCCGAAGUACCUUCCCUUUUUGCAGCUCUUUGGUGCAUUCUUCAACCUUUCCAAUGCUUUCAUCUGGGCUAUUGUUUUCCUGGUCCUGGCCGACAAGAAUAGCGCCAAAUUCGUCUUCACCGAUUUCAUCAACACCUCUGGCUGGUCAUCAAAAGGCUGGGUGUUUAUUCUCAGCAUGUAUGUGCCAAUAUACGGUCUUUACGGCACAGACGGGGUGAUGCAUUUGGUCGAAGAGAUGAAAAAUGCUUCCCGUGACGCUCCGCGAGUCAUGAUCUGGUCAAUGGUAUGGGCUGGCGUUACCGCUUGGCUUUCAGCCAUCGUCAUGUGUUUUACUGUGGGACCAAGAUGGGAGGAGUACCUCCAGGAAACUUCGUCAUACGUGGCAUGGUUUAUGGACGCACUCGAUUCGACCUAUGGGGGUGGCAUAUGGUGCGCUGUGAUGAUGAUGGGCUUGAAUUAUCUCAUCAUUGUCAACAUGAACACUGCCGGUUCUCGUCUUGCCUGGUCCAUGGCUCGCGAUCGAGCAUUCCCUUUCUCCGACUAUUUUGCACAGGUCAAUAAGCGCUUCACAAUGCCACUGCGAGCUAUGAUCGGCUUCAUCGUCCUGAACCUAUUGGCAGGUCUUCUCGUACUUGGCAGCAACCUCGCCUUCUACGCCAUCAUCUCCGGAGGCGGUGUCACUCUGCAGGUUUCUUACUGCAUACCGAUACUGUGCGUGGUCCUAAAGGGUCGACAAUACCUGCCUCCGCGCCCACAUUUCGAUCUUGGCCGCUGGGGAUAUCCUGUCAACAUCGCCGCCCUGCUGUGGAGUAUCAUUGUUGUUCUGUUUUACAUUUUCCCGCAAUACGUGCCGGUGGUCGGUGCGAUAGAAAACAUGAACUGGGCAAUUGCGAUUCUUGCAGCAGUGGUGCUUUUCGGAGGGGUUUACUGGGCUGUGAAGGGCAGACACGAGUACUUGGUCUGUAGCAAUUCGAUUCUUGAUGACAAUGUUGUUAUUCAUGGGCAAGUUAUGGUCAUGGGACGAGACGCUGCGGCGACGUUCGGACAGCCUAAGAGGGAGAAAUAA
Molecule: messenger RNA, 1638 nt
Organism: Rhinocladiella mackenziei CBS 650.93
Lineage: Eukaryota; Fungi; Ascomycota; Eurotiomycetes; Chaetothyriales; Herpotrichiellaceae
Exons: 8
Coding region: 1-1638 (545 amino acids)
Biological process (GO): transmembrane transport
Cellular component (GO): membrane
Molecular function (GO): transmembrane transporter activity
Source: RefSeq, a predicted model, not a curated record